Messenger RNA from Priapulus caudatus, 1711 nucleotides. Its product is annotated as 2-acylglycerol O-acyltransferase 1-like. Gene Ontology annotation, molecular function: diacylglycerol O-acyltransferase activity. Bases 36 to 1325 code for a protein of 429 amino acids. NCBI's taxonomy places the organism in Eukaryota, Metazoa, Priapulida, Priapulimorpha, Priapulimorphida, Priapulidae. Gene Ontology annotation, biological process: triglyceride biosynthetic process. Gene Ontology annotation, cellular component: endoplasmic reticulum membrane. The record is from RefSeq and is a predicted model, not a curated record. The transcript has 6 exons.
ACGUGGACGUGGAGAAACCGGAUGAGAAGUCAAUCAUGACGUAUGUUGGUCAAUUCCUCGACAAGUACCCGGAUGCAGGCAAGCCCGUCGCGAAGCUGGAGACAGCGAAAGAGAAUGGAACUGAGGAGACAGACGGAUCGGACGAAUUUGAGAAACUGGAGGCUCCCGUAGAGGAAGCUCUGGUAUCCUCCGUCGCAGCCGAUUCCUUCCUCGCAGCUCCUCCUUCUGACACCGUCUACAGCAAUAAGGAGGAAGAGGAGGAGAAGGAGGAGGAGAAGGAGGAGGAGGAGGAGGAGGAGGAUCAUGCGACCGUGAUGGGCGUAGAGUUCGCUCCCAUGAACAUCCCGCUGGAGAGGCGUCUUCAGACAGCCGCCGUCAUCCACAUCGUCGCCACCUUCAUGUUCGCCAGCUUCGGCAGCAUCUUCUUCUGCAUCUACCUGCUGCUCUGCACGCGCUACUGGUGGCUGGUGCUCAUCUACAUAAGCUGGAUGCUGUUCGACCGCGACUCGUGCAACCGCGGCGGCCGCCGCAGCGAGUGGGUGCGAAACUGGCCGAUGUGGGCGUACUACCGCGACUACUUCCCGAUCACGUUGCGACGGACGGCGGAGCUGGAUCCGAAUAGGAACUACGUGUUUGGCUACCACCCGCACGGGAUCAUGGGGGUGGGAGCGUUCUGCAACUUCGGGCUGAACGGGAAGUAUUUCCUGGAGAAGUUUCCCGGGAUUAAGCCGUACCUGCUGACGUUGGAGGGACUCUUCUGGUUCCCGUUAGAUAAGAUGCUGUCUCUCUUUACAGGUGUGUGCAGCGUGAGUAAGGAGAGCAUAGAGUGGAUUCUCACGAAGGAAGGCAAAGGAAACGCCGCCGUCAUCAUCGUAGGUGGCGCCGUGGAGGCGCUCGAAGCGCACCCGGGUGGCUUCAACGUGAAGCUGAAGACCCGCAAAGGGUUCGUCAAGAUGGCGCUGAAACACGGGGCGUCGUUGGUGCCAGUCUACUCGUUUGGGGAGAACGACGUGUUUGAUCAAACAGAGAACCCUGAAGGUUCCUUGCUGCGGAACAUACAGAACGUGCUGACCAAGUAUCUAGGGUUUGCCCCUCCGAUCUUCCACGGCCGUGGUGUGUUCAACUACACGUUCGGGCUGCUGCCGUUCAGAAAGCCAGUGACAACCAUCGUCGGUAAACCCAUCGAUCUGGAGAAAGUCGAGGAGCCAGAUAACGAACUAGUGGACAAAACACACGACAUCUACACGCGCGCCCUCUGCCGGCUCUUCGACGACCACAAGGCCGAGUUCGGCAUUCCCGAAGAAACGACGCUGACGAUCGUGUGACCUCGCCGUGACCCUGACGUCAGCGAUCACGCAACCAUCACGUGGGGUAGUAGCUUGUAGAUGGAUGUCUGUUCGCUGCGGCAGCGUGUGGGGGUGGUGGUCACGCAUGGACCCGUUCUUUCUCUCUUCUACACGGCGCAUACUUGACGAGUUGUCUGAAACGACGACGACGAUGACGACCACUGUGACGACGAUGACGAUAAAGAAUAUGAUAACGAAGGCGAUGAUGGUGAUGAUGAUGGUGGUGAUGAUGAUGGUGGUGAUGAUGAUGAUGAUGAUGAUGAUGAUGAUGGUAGUGGCGGUGGUAAUGAUUAUGAUAGUGGUGAUAAAGAAUAUGAUUAUAAAGGCGAUGAUGAUGCUGACGAUGACGAUGACGACGAUGAUGA